Messenger RNA from Sus scrofa (pig), 1594 nucleotides. RefSeq names its product cytokine receptor like factor 1 (gene CRLF1). Lineage: Eukaryota; Metazoa; Chordata; Mammalia; Artiodactyla; Suidae. Gene Ontology annotation, cellular component: external side of plasma membrane; CRLF-CLCF1 complex; signaling receptor complex. Gene Ontology annotation, molecular function: cytokine binding; cytokine receptor activity. Gene Ontology annotation, biological process: cytokine-mediated signaling pathway; positive regulation of tyrosine phosphorylation of STAT protein. The record is from RefSeq and is a predicted model, not a curated record.
GGCAGCGCCGGCCCCAUGCCCGCCGGCCGCCCGGGCCCCGCCGCCCAAUCCGCGCGGCGGCCGCCGCCGCUGCUGCCUCUACUGCUGCUCUGCGUCCUCGGGGCGCCUCGAGCAGGAUCAGGAGCCGACACGGCUGUGAUCAGUCCCCAGGACCCCACGCUUCUCAUCGGCUCCUCCCUGCAGGCCACGUGCUCAGUGCACGGGGACCCAUCUGGGGCCACGGCUGAGGGCCUCUACUGGACCCUCAACGGGCGCCGCCUGCCCCCCGAGCUCUCCCGAAUGCUCAACGCCUCCACUUUGGCCCUUGCCCUGGCCAACCUCAACGGAUCCAGGCAGCAGUCGGGGGACAACCUUGUGUGCCAUGCCCGUGAUGGCAGCAUCCUGGCCGGCUCCUGCCUCUAUGUUGGCUUGCCCCCAGAGAAACCCUUCAACAUCAGCUGCUGGUCCAAGAACAUGAAGGACCUGACAUGCCGCUGGACGCCGGGGGCCCACGGGGAAACCUUCCUCCACACCAACUACUCCCUCAAGUACAAGCUGAGGUGGUACGGGCAAGACAACACGUGUGAGGAGUACCACACGGUGGGACCUCACUCUUGCCACAUCCCCAAGGACCUGGCUCUCUUCACACCCUAUGAGAUCUGGGUGGAGGCCACCAACCGGCUGGGCUCAGCCCGUUCAGAUGUGCUCACACUGGACAUCCUGGAUGUGGUGACCACCGACCCCCCGCCCGACGUGCACGUGAGCCGCGUUGGGGGCCUGGAGGAUCAGCUGAGCGUGCGCUGGGUUUCGCCGCCCGCGCUCAAGGACUUCCUCUUUCAAGCCAAGUACCAGAUCCGCUACCGAGUGGAGGACAGCGUGGACUGGAAGGUGGUGGACGACGUGAGCAACCAGACCUCUUGCCGCCUGGCGGGCCUUAAGCCAGGCACAGUCUACUUUGUGCAAGUGCGCUGCAACCCUUUUGGCAUCUAUGGCUCCAAGAAAGCAGGGAUCUGGAGCGAGUGGAGCCACCCCACCGCCGCCUCCACCCCCCGCAGUGAGCGCCCGGGCCCGGGCGGCGGGGCGUGCGAGCCGCGGGGCGGCGAGCCGAGCUCGGGGCCGGUGCGGCGCGAGCUCAAGCAGUUUCUGGGCUGGCUCAAGAAGCACGCGUACUGCUCAAACCUCAGCUUCCGCCUCUACGACCAGUGGCGCGCCUGGAUGCAGAAGUCACAUAAGACCCGCAACCAGCACAGGACGAGGGGAUCCUGCCCUCGGGCAGACGGGGCGCGGCGAGAGGUCCUGCCAGAUAAGCUCUAGAGGCUGGGGCUGCCCUCCUUGCUUCAUGGAGACCCAGGGGCCACCCCAAGACUGGAGCCACCUCGGAACCCUCAUCCCAGGGUGCCUCAGCCCUCGAAGCUGGGGCAAACGCUCUGAGCUCUGAGGGCCACAACAGCUUUGGCUUCCAUGUGAGGUGUACCCCAGUGUGGGGGGGGUGUAUGAGGGUGGGCUGAACUUCAAAGAACGCCUGCCAGGGCUGGGGGUGAAGAAAGGUCAUUGCUCGCCCUACCCAGGACCCCUCCAAAGAGUCUUUUUAAAUAAACAAACUAUUUAGGUGCCA